UUCCGACAUUUAAAAGAAGAGAAUCAUGAAUUUAUUACUAUGCGUGGUUGCGUUCAUCUCAACUGAUGCAGAUCAGUAUCUAUAUAUAUAUAUAAGUAUUAUUACACCGCAGGUCGUUCAACGAGAGUCAAGAAAUAUAUAUAUAUAUAUAGAGUACAAGUCCGCGAGAAAAACGCCUACGUCCCUCCAUUGAAUCAAAAGAGGAACAAAGAAGGCAAAUAAAUAAUAAAACGGAGAUAGAGUUAAAAAGAGAGAGGCCAAAGGGGGUUAGAUGAUAUAGGAGUGAGAGGAAAAUAAAACUUCUGGUCAAACACAAGACACUCCGCGUUCAACCGGUGAAGGGAACAGUUGUGUUUCUCGUGUUCAAUUCUCUCGAUUUCAAAAAUUAAGAAAAAACAAAUUCUAAAAACAAAAAAAAAUGUGAAUUUUUCAAUUCCAGUGACAAAAAAGGAAUAAAAAAAAAUCAGUGUUUUAAAAAAGUGCAAUUAAAAAAAAAAAAUACUAUGAUUCGUAAUUAAAAAUUAAAAAAGUGUGUUGUGUAUGUGAAAUAAAAACGGAAUUCAGAAAAGUUUCGGAUUUCAAAUAUGGUUUGACUAAAUUCCAUCUCUGAUUCAUCGGCGCGGGAAUGAAUUUUUGUGUCUGAGAAGAAGAAGAAGAAGAAGAGGAAAAAAAAGUUGAGUGAUUUCAAUGCUUUGAAAAAUCGCGGAGAGUUGAAUGCUAUUUUCACAAAUUAAAUGGAAAUAAUUCAUAAUUUCGAAAUUUCCUAAAAAAAAGGAAGAAAGAUUCAUAAAAAAAUAGAAGACUUUCACAAUAUAUAAAAAAAAGAGAAUAAAAUCCAAUAAGUGUUUGGAAAAUAAAACCAAAUGAAGGGAAAGUCAAAUAUAAAAUUAAUCGUCAAAGUCAAUUAAAAAAAAAAGAAAAGUUGAAAGUAAAAAAUUAAAAAUAAAACAAUAAAGGAAAAAUAAUUUUUAAAAAUUAAACAAAAGAAUAGAAAAAGUAGAAAGAAAGGAAAUAAGGAAAAUACAAAUAAAAGAAUAGUAAAGAAAAAGAAAAAUAGAAGAAUUGUAAAAAAAAAAUAAAGGAAAAUAUAACAAAAUAGAAGUAAAAAAAGACACCAAAGGAAAAGUAUAAAUACACCAAAGGGAAAGAAAAAAGUGGAAAAAAAAAUUAAGUGUUAAUCGGUCAAGAGUAAAAAAUUAAACGCGAAUUAUUUAAUAUAUUAGUUAUAAAGGCCAAAGGAUUUCAACACUGUGAGUUUCUAUACAAUAUUGUUGGUCAGAAAGUGUGUUUUGUGAAAGUUUUUGUUUUUGCGUACCUGUCGUUUGAACUUUGCGCGCGCGAUUCACCAAAUGAUUUCUGUUUUUUUUUCUCCGCAAUGAGGCAAAAUAUUUGAACGAAGGAAAAUUAUUUUUUUUUUCCUCCCCCAUCGUCAAUGUGACAAACAUUCUAUUUUUUCGAGGUUGGAGAAUGAUCUUGGUGUAUAAGAUCCUGCUGCCCCUCGUGGGAUUCCUGACCGUUGUCGUUCAUGGAACAAAAUGCGGUCAACCAGCAGUGCCGAUGAACGCCAAGGUUUCUCUAUCAGAUGACACCUUAAAAAUAGGCACCCUUGCCACCUACACCUGCGAUGCAGGUUACGAGAUUUUCGGAACAGGAUCGCUAGUCUGUAAUAAUAGGGGGAAGUGGCAAGGAGAACUUCCAUUCUGUGGAACAAAUGUCGGUUUUCGAAAGCCGGCAAAUCAAUCUACAACUGUGAGAGGAGGUGAUGCAAAUCAUGGAAACGAUGGAGAUUUUGGUACAGAGCACGAUGGGAAACGAUGUACAGAAACUCAAAGUGAGCCUAGUCCAUGGUGGAGGGUAGAUCUUCUCAAGCCAUAUGCUGUCAAGGUCGUCAGGGUGACGACCAGAGGUUGUUGCGGUCAUCAACCACUUCAGGAUAUUGAAAUUCGUGUUGGUAACAGUAGCGCAGAAUUACAACGAAAUCCACUUUGCGCAUGGUUUCCGGGUACAAUUGAGGAAGGAAUAACAAAAACAUUCGUGUGUGCAAGGGCCUUGAUUGGACAGUACGUGUUUCUUCAAUUGGUUGGAGUUGAAGGCAGUUUGAGUCUCUGUGAAGUCGAGGUCUUUGCUACCGAUGAAUUCUCGGUCGACAGAUGCGCACAUGCAGGAACGCCAGCUGAUGCCGAUUUAGCGGCAUUUAAUUCAACAUGUUAUGAAUUUAUAGUCAAUAAAGGUGGCUCUUUCCACGAAGCAAGAUCUCACUGUAAAUCACGGGGAGGCGAUUUGAUCCACGGAUUUACCGGAAUAUCCUCGAGUUUUAUUUUAAAUAAUCUUGAAAGAAGAAAAGAUAAAUUAAAAACCCAAUUAGUUUGGAUUGGAGCACAAAAAGAGCCGUUAAUAACAGCAAGAACAUGGCGAUGGGUUGAUGGUGAAGUUAUUCAGAAACCAUCGUGGGGUAAAGAUCAACCUAAUAACUACAAUGGAGAGCAAAAUUGUGUCGUUUUAGACGGAGGAAGAGGAUGGCUUUGGAAUGACGUGGGUUGUAAUUUGGAUUAUCUUCAUUGGAUUUGUCAAAGCAAGCCAUCGAUAUGCGGCAGUCCUGAGAGAUCGGAAAAUACAAGUAUUGUCGGUUCCAAAAGAACGAUUGGAGCAAUUAUUGAAUACACAUGUCCCGAUGGUUAUAUGCUUUUAGGAUCGAAAAAUAGAAUUUGCGAAUCCACGGGAUUUUGGAGUGCGAAUCCGCCCACCUGUAAAUUUGUUGAUUGCGGACAAUUACCAGAUUUUGAAAAUGGAAUCGUAAAACUCCUUGACGAUAGAACAACUCACGGAGCUCUGGCUGAUUAUUCAUGUAAAGAAAAUUACACUCUCGUAGGAGAUUCAACACGAAGAUGUGGAGACGGAGGAAUUUGGAGUGGCCAUCAACCUCAAUGUUUAUUUAACUGGUGUCCAGAACCACCGGAAAUAAAUGGAGGUGUCUUCGAAAUAACCGGAAGACGCGUUGGAUCAAUUGCAACCUAUUCUUGUCAAAAUGGCUUUAUCCUUUUUGGAGAUAAUGUCCUGACGUGCGAUAUCGGGGGCCAAUGGUCGGGUAAAAGUCCACAGUGCCGAUUUGUUGAUUGUGGAGCCCCGGCCCAAAUUGAAUUUGGAACUGUGACCCAAUUAAAUAAAACAACAACUGUUGGCAGUUUAAUUAUGUAUAAUUGUCAAGAUGAUUAUUGGCUUGUUGGCGAUGCAAAACAGGAAUGCACAAGAGAAGGAAAAUGGAGUCGCGAUACUCCUUCUUGCGAGUUAAUAAUUUGCGAGGAACCGGAAGUUCCAGCUGGAAGUUACGUCGUUGGAUAUGAUUUUAAUGUACAUAGCUCAAUUACAUAUCAUUGUGAAGCUGGAUAUUUGCUACAUGGUGAAGCAAAACACACUUGUGGCAAAAAUGGAGAAUGGACCGGUGAUGUUCCAUCUUGCGAAUAUAUCGACUGUGGAAAGGUCCUUCCAGUUUUAAAUGGAGCGGUCGAUUAUAUAAAUGGGACAUCACAUUUGGGAAGUGAAAUUUCAUAUUCUUGCACAAGAAAUUAUAGACUUAAUGGAGUUGAAAAAAGAUAUUGUCUAGACAAUGGUCAAUGGAGUGAUGCUACACCGAAAUGCGAAGAAAUUCGCUGUUCAGAACCAGUAUUAGCGAUUCAUGGAAUUCUCUCGGUGACUGGAAACGAUAGAAUGUAUGGAAGAACAUUGAUUAGAACUGGAACAGCCGAAAAUUCCAAUACAGGUGCAACGUCCUAUAAAAUUGGUGCACUUGCCAAAUAUAGAUGCGAGAGAGGCUAUAAAGUUGUUGGAGAACCAUUGUCCACAUGUGAAGAUACAGGAAAAUGGAGUGGCGAAGUACCACAAUGUGUUUAUGUUGACUGCGGAAAACCAGAACAAAUUCAACAUGGACAUUAUACUUUAACAUCAAAUGCAACAUAUUAUGGUGCAGCUGCACUUUAUGAAUGUGAUGGAAACUACGAACUCGAUGGCUUUGCUCGAAGACUUUGUCUUGAAAAUGCAACCUGGAGUAGUGACACACCAAUUUGCAAAGAAAUUAGAUGCAAAGAUCCAGAUAAAAUGGGAAUGAUAGCAACGCAAAUUUCAACUCACAGCGUUGGUGGAGUCGCACAUUAUAAUUGUCCCCGUGGCUAUUAUAUGGAAGGAAAUGAAACGAGAAUAUGUUUACAAAAUGGAUCGUGGAGUGGAACAUCACCAGCUUGUUAUCCUGUUGAUUGUAAGGAUCCAGGAAUUGUCGAAAAUGGAAGAGUAAUUGUCGUAAACGGAAGUACAAGUUAUGGAGGUGCAGCCGAAUAUCAUUGUCUACCACAUUUCGAAAGGGUUGGUCCUUUCCUUAGAAAAUGUUUAGAUACUGGAAUUUGGAGUGGCGAUGAACCAAAAUGCAUGUUGUCUUUGAACGAAGUGGCAGAAGUCCAAGGAGUUGGUACCAGUGUUGGAAUUGGUGCUGGAGUUAUAAUUUUCAUUUUGGUAAUCAUUGGCCUCGCUUAUUUGCGUCUACGAAAAGCCAGUCCAGUAAAAAAUACCGAAAACGUACAAGCUGCUGAGAGAAAAGAGGAUCAAAAUGCAGCAGUUAUGUCCUACGCUACAUUAAAUGAUGGAAUUCCAGGUACAAUGUAUGAAAAUGUUCCUGAAGAUGGUCUUUAUGAUAAUCCCUACAGUAUCAGCGGUAGUGCUUACGGAUACGGAGGACAUGGACGAAGAGUUUACAAUCGUUCUGGACAUUAUGAGGCUGAACCAGUUCACCAUAGAAAUGGUAUCACAAUCAAUGGAGUUUCCGUUCGAUAGUUGCCAUUAAAUAAAAUCUACAACCUUUAAAAAAAAAAUUUUA
Molecule: messenger RNA, 4861 nt
Organism: Leptopilina boulardi
Lineage: Eukaryota; Metazoa; Arthropoda; Insecta; Hymenoptera; Figitidae
Gene: fw
Product: sushi, von Willebrand factor type A, EGF and pentraxin domain-containing protein 1
Exons: 22
Coding region: 1468-4818 (1116 amino acids)
Source: RefSeq, a predicted model, not a curated record